Malaclemys terrapin pileata is the source of this 8880-nucleotide messenger RNA. It is a transcript of the gene FMO4, whose product is annotated as flavin containing dimethylaniline monoxygenase 4. The transcript is spliced from 9 exons. The record is from RefSeq and is a predicted model, not a curated record. Gene Ontology annotation, molecular function: NADP binding; N,N-dimethylaniline monooxygenase activity; flavin adenine dinucleotide binding. Lineage: Eukaryota; Metazoa; Chordata; Testudines; Emydidae. Bases 163 to 1839 code for a protein of 558 amino acids.
UGGGGGAGGGAGGGUGUAAAGGUCAAUGAAGCUGAGGAAUGAGAGUGAGCUGUAACCGUCUGGACUUUACUCUCUCAUGUAAUCUGUAACCAGACAAACUUCGCCCAAAACCCAGUCGAAUCCAAAACAAAAAAGACACCACAUUGAACCAGAAAGGAAAGCAUGGUCCAGAGGGUGGCAAUCAUUGGAGCUGGGGCCAGUGGACUGGCCUCCAUCAAGUGCUGUCUGGAUGAGGGGCUGGAGCCCACCUGCUUUGAGCAAAGUGAUGACAUCGGGGGCCUCUGGAGGUUCACAGAAGCUGGGAGGAUCAGUGUCUACAGAUCGGUGAUAACCAACACCUCCAAGGAGAUGAUGUGUUUCAGCGAUUUCCCCUUCCCAGAGGAUUUCCCCAACUACAUGAACCACUCCAGACUCCUGGAGUAUUUCAGAAUGUACGCCGAGCGCUUCAGCCUUCUUAGAUACAUACGCUUCAAGACCACAGUUCACAGUGUAAGGAAACGCCCAGAUUUCUCCACCACUGGCCAGUGGGAUGUUUUCACUGAGACUGAUGGGACGGUUGAGUCGGCCGUUUUUGACGCUGUUAUGGUUUGCAGUGGCCAUUAUGCAGAGCCCCAUUUACCACUGGAUUCUUUCCCUGGUAUAGAAAAUCGCUUUAGAGGCCAGUACCUCCACAGCUGGGAAUACAAAGACUCUGCCAGGUUCCAAGGGAAGAGAGUCCUUGUGCUCGGUGUUGGGAAUUCUGGAGGAGAUAUCGCCGUGGAGAUCAGUCGGGUGGCUGCUCAGGUGUUUCUCAGCACCAGAAGUGGCACGUGGGUGAUUAGUCGUAUUUCAGACCAUGGCUUCCCUCUUGACAUGAUGCUCACCACUCGCUUUCACAACUGUCUUGAAAACUUCCUCCCAUCAGCCCUCAUGAGACGGCUAAGACUGAAGAAGUUCAAUACAUGGUUUGACCAUGCAAAUUAUGGCUUGAUUCCUCAGAAAAGUCCAAACCUAAGCUUAAUUGUGAAUGAUGAGCUGCCAAGCUGCAUUCUCUGCGGUGCUGUUGUGGUAAAACCAAAUGUGGAGGAGUUUAUGGAAAGCUCAGCUGUCUUUGAAGAUGGGACCGUAGAGGAGAACAUCGACAUGGUGGUCUUUGCUACCGGAUACAGUUUCUCUUUUCCCUUCCUUGAAGAGUCUGUUCGCAACAUCUGCAGAAGCAACUACGCCCUUUACAAAUACAUCUUCCCACCGCCUCUGGAGAAGCCGACGCUGGCUGUCCUAGGCCUUAUAGAGCUAACAGGCUCCAUCAUGGCAGGAACAGAACUCCAGGCUCGUUGGGCCACAAGGGUCUUUAAAGGGUUGAAUCAGCUCCCUCCUGCCAGCAGGCUGAUGGCUGAAGUUGCCAAGAAGCAGCAGCAUCUAAUUAAACAGGGUAUUUCCAACAAGGAGAGCAAAAUCAAGACGAGUUACAUUGGCUACAUGGAUGAAAUUGCAUCAUGUGUUGGUGUAAAACCCAAAGUGCUGCUGCUGUUCCUGAAGGAUCCCAAGCUGGCCCUGGAAGUUUUCUUUGGCCCAUGCACCCCUUGCCAGUAUCGCCUGGCUGGACCAGGAAAAUGGGUAGGAGCCAGAAACACCAUCCUGACCCAGUGGUACCGGGCUCUGAAGCCCCUGAGAACUCGAGUCAUCAAUGAUUCUUCCAAUCACUCUUUGGUUUUCCACUGGCUUACAAUUCUUGGCCUUCCUGCACUCCUUUGUGCUGGUUUACUUAUUUGUAAAUAUUCCCCUCAGCUGUGGUUCCCCAGGGUAAGAUUAGGUGCUAUUCCCAUAUGUAAAAUGGGCUUUGUGAAAGGAGGGCUCUGAGUAGCUGGUGAAGGUUCUAAGAUGUGCUGCUAGAAGACAAUAACUUCAAUGUCUGGAACCAUUCAUAAAUUCCAAAAAAAUUCAGACUCUUCCAGCCCAGCUCAUCCCAAUCAGAUUGACACCGGAAACCACCCCUGGCCUUGGCACUUUGAGAAUACACACACUCACUCUCCAGCUAAUAUGAAGUUGGUCCUGAGGUCAACUGCUGGCUGAGGAAGCCCUGACAAUGCAGAGCCAGAGAGAGCAACAGAGACUAUAGGGAUUACCAACUCAAUCAAUGCCUCAGAUUAUUACAAUUGAGAUGUCAGAUGUUUCAUUUGUCUUUCACCAUUGACCCUGCUUGUUUACUGAUUACAUACUGUUUGUCUUGGAUUAUGAAAAUAGACUAGUCAGCUUCUCUUUUAUACAGAGAGAAGUUGUAUAGAUAAGUUUCUAAUCACCUUCAUUUUCUGAUUCUUUCCCAUUGUGUGUUUGCUACCAGGUGUAGUGCUUACCUUAGCCAAUGAGCCACACUCCCUGGUGCUCUGUACCUUAUGUAGUUAUUUCCAACAAAUAAUUAUCUUGUCUUAGCCAAUGAGCCACACUCUCUGGUGCUCUGUACCUUAUGUAGUUAUUUCCAACAAAUAAUUAUCUUGUCUAAUACCCCACUCAACGUCAACCUGGGUUUGAUUUACCGCAAAGGCAAUGGAGCCUUCUGAAUUGGUUUUGUACUGGACAUGGAAUUUGUGCUGCAGCAGAAUUUUGGUGGCAUUUAUAGACAGUCCAUUAUGUCAAUAUGGGCAGCCACAAACCAUGAUACAUAUUGUUGAGGACUACCAAAUGACUCAACUUCCUGGAGGUCUUUGUGCCUUGAACAUCGUCAAUAAGAACACUGUGGCUUGGUUUGAUCAGAUUCCAUACACAAAAUAAAUAAAUAAAAUAAAUUUCCAACAAUACAAACAGGAUGCAAAUCUUUAGCAUUCUGAUUUUAGUAGCAUUUUACACUCAUUUGGACAGAGGCAGGACUAAGAAUUAUCUAGACCAUCCCUGACAAAUGUUUGUCUAAUCUGUUCUUAAAAAUCUCCAGUGGUGGAAAUUCCAUUACCUCCUUAGGUAAUUUAUUUCAGUGCUUAACCACCCUGACAGUUAAGAAGUUUUUCCUAAUGUCCAACCUAAACCUUCCUUGCUGCAUUUUAAUCCCAUUACUUCUUGUCCUGACUUCAGUGGUUAAGGAAAACAAUUUAUCAACCUCCUCUUUAUGACAACCUUUUACAUACUUGAAGACUAAUAUGUCCCUCCUCAGUCUUCUCUUCUCCAGACUAAACAAGCUCAUUUAUUUCAAUCUUUCCUCAUAGGUCAUGUUUCCUAAACCUUUAAUCAUUUUUGUUCCUCUCCUCUGGACUUUCUCCAGUUUGUCCAUGUAGUGAUUCUAUGGCUGUCCCUCCCCAUCAGGCUCCAAGGGAGGCUACUCUGUCUCACUAUGUCAGUAAGGGUGUCAAUUAGCAGGCUAGGGCUCUGAACCUCUGGGCGGGCAAAGCAACAAGCAGUCUUUAGCCCAAGGCCUCCUGGCUUGGGCAGACAGCAAUUGACAGUCUAAGAACUCUGAUCCUUUAGCUACAAUCUUCAUGCUGGAGCAGGCAGCAAACACCGUCUGGGGCUCUGGGUGGGCAGAGCAAUAGGCAGUCUUUAGCCUAUGUGAGUAGGCCUGCUGACCUCAGUUGACUAAGCCACCAUCCCCCCUAGGGGACCUGGGCCCACCCUACUCCACUAGGUCCCAGCCCAAGCCUCUAACAAUGGUGGGUGGUCCCAACACUAUGUCAACAGGGUAGUUACUGAAAAACACUGACUCAUUUUCUGGCCACACAACCAGACUAAUGUCUGGCUUCCCUGGGCUACUUCCUACCCCUGCCUGUAGGACUCCGUUGCUCAUGGAUCCCCAAUUUCCAUGGGGUAAUUGUCUGGCAGAAGUCCUGGCAGCUCCUCAGAGUACUCACUUGGUGGCAGUCUCGGCAGCUCCCUUCCUUCGGGGUUCUCCUCUGGGUCAGAGAUUGGCAUAGCUCAGUCCUUGGUCCAGGGGCUGGCCACAAGGCAGAGGCAUCUGAUUCCUUCCCUGGCUCUGGCCCACUUGAGCUAGAGACCUCACCUCAUUUACUUCCUGUUCCUCCCCUCUGCUUCUGGCACAGAGGCAGGACUUGCCUAGCUCUGCCCAACAGGGGGUGGAGAGUGGUUCCUCUCCGUUAGGCUCAGAAGGAGGCCACUCUGCUUCACUACAAUCCACGUUUCCUGAAGUGUGGUGCCCAGAACAGGACACAAUACUAUAGUUGAGGCCUUAUCUGUGCUGAGUAGAGUGGAAGAAUUUCUUCUCAUGUCUUGCUUAUAACACUCCUGCUAAUAAAGCCCAGAAUGAUGUUUGCUUUUUUUUGUAACAGUAUUACAUUGUUGACUCAUGUUUAGUUUGUGAUCCACUAUAACGGCCAGAUCCUUUUCUGCAGUAUUCCUUUCUAGGCAGACAUUUCCUAUUGUGUAUUUGUGCAAAUGAUUAUUCCUUUCAAGUGGAGUACUUUGCAUUUGUCCUUACUGCAUUUCAUCCUAUUUAAUUCAGACCAUUUCAUCAGAAUCAUUUUGAAUUCUAAUUCUAUCCUCCAAAGCACUUGCAACCCCUCCUAGUUUGGCAUUGUCCACGAACUUAAUCAGUGUACUCCUCUGUGCCAUUAUCUAAAUCAUUUAUAAAGAUAUUGACUAGAACCAGACCCAGGACAGAAAUCAGCGGGACCCAACACAAUAUGCCCUUCCAGCUUGAUUGUGAAUCCUUGAUACUCUCUGAGUAUGGUUUUCCGGCCAGUUCUAUACCAACCUUAUAGUAGGUUUGUCUAGGCUGUAUUUCUCUAGUUUGCUUAUGAGAAGGUCGUGGAAGGCAGUAUCAAAAGCUUUCUAGAAGCAAGAUAUGACAUCUACUGCUUCCCUCCAUCCACAAGGCUUGUUACCUUGUCAAAGAAGGAUAUUAGGUCAGUUUGACGUGAUCUGUUCUUAACAAAUCCAUGUUGACUGUUAUUUAUCAUCUUAUUUUCUUCUAGGUACUUACAAAUUGAUUGUUUAUUUGCUUCAUUAUUUCUGUGGGUAAGAAGUUAAGAUGACUGAUCUAUAAUUCCCUGGGUUGUCCUUAUUCCCUAUUUUAUACAUUAGGAGAUGGGAUUGGUUCCCAGGGGCUUUUGGAAAGGAUUGGUGGACCAUUAACCAAUGACUGUUGUUAUUGGGUGUGGCUGUGCAUUUUCAUUGCAGUCACCUGGUGUUAGCAAAACAUAACAUAAACUAACUCCAGGCCUGCCCUCUCCCUCAGGUUUGGUGACUGCUUUGUGGUAUGGCAGGUCUGAAGGGUGUGAAUGUGAAGCAUGUUAAGGAGGAAACUUGCAGUUCACACCCUGUUAAAUCUCCACUGAAGACAAUGUCUAUGAGAAGUAGUAAACAUCGUACCUGGCAGUAAAUAUCUGUGUAACCCCCUGGUCAGUGUGUGGAAUGGAUCCCGAUCCACAGAGGCUAUAUAUCUGUUACAGCUCUCAGUUAAAGAACCUGGCUCUUUAGCUCAAGGCCCAAGCUGUAGACACUUAUGCUUUCAGCUCUGGAGAUCCCUAGUGUCAGUCAAGAUGGUGGCCCUCAAAUCUGCAUGAUUGGGCCCUAGCAGAAUGGAUACAGCUGUUACAAAACAAAACAAACAAACAAACAAGGUAAUACUUUAGUCCCUGAUCUCUUUAAAGAGACCUGCUUUCCUGUGGCAGUUUCCUUCAAUGACAUAAAAGAAACAGCAGAGAUUCAUAGUUUGUAAGGCCAGAAGGGUCUUCUGUGAUCAUCUAGUUUGACCUCUUGCAUAACACUGCCAUAAAACGUCACUGCACUAAUUCUUGUUUGAACUAGAGCAUAUCUUCUAAACAUCUAAUCUCGAUUUUAAAAUCACCGGUGAUGGAGAGAAUCCACCUCAGCCCUUGGUAAAUUGAUACAAUCAAUUGAUACAAUGAGGGUUAAUCACCCUCAUUGUUAAAAAUGUGUGCCUUAUUUCCAAUCUGAAUUUGUCUAGUUUUAACUUCCAGCCAUUAGAUCUUGACUUCUGGCCAUUGGAUCUUGACAUCAUAAUGCCACCUCCAACAAAGCCCUUGAGGAGAGCUAGUUAGGCUCAAGCUUUCAAUGGACACUUAAAAGGUUUUGCCCUCCUCCCUGCCAUGCAGACUGACUUUGAAUUCUGAAAUGGUUUCCUAGAACUGUUGAGUCCAUUUCUGGACAUGUGGGUAUUUAUAGUGUGGGUGGAGCCACCAUCCUCAGUAGCAGAUACAGUAUGAGAAUUCCAAAUCACCCAGCUCCCUCUCCCAUCUACGUGAGUAAAAAUAAGCAAAACAAAUAAAAGCAAGGUAUGUGUUUUUUAAAGUGUAUUUUUUGUCUGGUGGGAAAUACACAUGUGAGCAUGUAUGGGACCCCAGGUUUUUUGAUGCAUUUUUACUGGCAAAUUAUUUAGAAUUCCUCAACAUAUUAUUUUCUUGCUUUUAGAUUGUAAGUUCUUUGAGCAGGGCCUGUCUCUUCCUCUCUUUAGAAAGGACCUCACACACAUUGGUGCUGCCUCAGUCUAAAUAAUGAAAAUAUUGCUCUUAUUUGUAUUCAUUAUUUUAUGGCACCAAAAUGUGAUUUAGGUGCUUCUCAGAAGACAUGGUAAGUCAUGGUCCCUGCCCUAAAGAGCUUACAAUCAAAGACCCUAAUCCUUCAAAGAAAACCAUGCGGAGAGACUCCUGCACCCAUGUGACCCUAAAAGUUCCCCAAUGACAGUUGGCAGACUGUUGUCAUGAUAUUUACCCAAAAGGUGGCAUGUAAUAUAUCAUUGGAAAACUAACAACUCAGCAAUCAUUAAUAUGUUUGCAUGAUGUAUGUAUGGUAAACCCCCAAAAGACUUUAUAGACAUAUACUGGAAAUAUGUGACUAAAAUAUGUUUAAAUCAGGUAGGUCAGGGGAAUUGAUAAACAGGUUCUCUCCAAAGGAAAGAGGCCAACACCUCAAACCAGGUGUGGCCAAAUUCAGUGGGCUAUUCAUUUGUAUUGGAGGUUGUGGGAAGAGAUCAUUGGCAUUGUAAAAAUCACCAUCAGGGAGAAGAGACAGCAUGAAGUCUUCACCAGACAGCAUGGCAUCCACACCCAGCAGGGAAAGGAACUUUAUCUGGAGAUAUGUUUCAGAAGAAUACAUUUCCAAUGUUUACUGGCCUAUGAAAAGAGGGGGAGCAAGCCCCUAAGUUAUCCUGAGGAGUCAAAGAAGCCCAGCGCUUUGAGCUCCAUGUGUUGGGUCCUGGACAGAGGGUCUGGUCAGCCAUGGUGGAAAAGAGACUUGGUGAGAAACACUUCUUUGAACAAGACACCCUAUUUUGUUAAAGCAGGUUUUAGUCUUGGAUGCAUAUCUUACUUCUAUUUCCUCGUAACCCUUUCUGUCUUUAUUCCUUGUACUUGGAAUAUAAACCUAUGGCUUUUUGUUUAAUGACCUUGUUUUAAUUUUACUAUAAACCAGCUCAGUGCUGUGAUUGAAUCAGAGUGUUUGUCAAACCCCAGUUAAAUUAAUGAGCUGCAGUGUAUUGUCUCUUUAAAGGAACAACAAACUUCAUAACUUCUGUAAGUGGUCAGUGAGAGAGGUGGACAGUGCAGGGAGGCAAUUUUGGAGAAAUUUGGGACUGGGAAGGUGGUGGGAACACUCUGCAACAAGUAACUGGGUGGUGAAAUCCAAGGUAUGCUUCUUUCCCCUGGUCUGGUAGAUGGCCAUCUUGGUUAGCAUCAGGAGGAGGUUGAUGAGGAGGGCUCAUGACUUUGUGGGGCCACAGAUCUCCAUGUGGUCUAAUGGAUAGAACAGUAGCCUGGUAGUCAGGAGAUCUAGGAUGAAAUCUUGCCUGUAUUGAAAUCAAUGGGGAUUUUGCCAUUCAAUGGAGCCUGGAUUUCACUCCGGGUUCUAUGCUUGGCUUUGUCACGGAUCGCUGUAUGACCUUAGGCAAGUCACUUCACCUGUUUGUGCUUCUGUUUCCCUUCCCACCCUUUGUCUGUCUUGUCUGUGUAGAUCGCAAGCUGUUUAGGGCAGGGACUAUCUCUCACUAUGUGUUUUUGCAGUGCUAGAACAAUGGGGCCUGAAUCUCUAACUGAGACCUCCAAGCACUACCAUAAUUCAAAUAAUAAUUAGUAAGAAAAAUGCUGCAGGGUUGAUGUAAGCUGCCUUAUGUCAACAAAACCGUGUAUUGUAAACAUGGCCUUUGAAAGACCAGGAAGUGGUCAUGGUGAAUAGCCCUGGGGCAGCCAGAUGUAGCUCUGCAGACCCAAACAAUAAUGUGGGGAGGGAUAGCUCAGUGGUUUGAGCAUUGGCCUGCUAAAACCAGGGUUGUGAGCUCAAUCCUUGAGGAGGCCAUUUAAGGAUCUGGGGCAAAAAUCUGCCUGGGGAUUGGUCCUGUUUUGAGCAGGGGGUUGGACUAGAUGGCCUCUUGAGGUCCCUUCCAGUCCUGAUAUUCUAUGUUUCCUUUUGUGUAAAUGACUCCUUUUGUUAUCUCAGAAUAAUGAGUCUUUAUUUUUGAUGUCAAGAAUUUUCAACGAUCAAAGUAAGGACACCACAUUUGUGUGGGAUGGUGGUAAUUUUGGGAGUGAAACGAGUAAUGUGCCUUGAAAUAAGCUUUGCAGAAGCAGGGCCUAAAUCUGUUUUGGUACUGCCAUGGAUCCACAGGAUUGGUUCUACUCUCCAGCCUUUAAACAGGCUGGAGGAAUGCCUUCAGUAUGCUAUGCCCAUUAGGGUUCCAUUCUUCUUCAGGGUAGGCCACAUGGCCUCAACACCUCCAAGACUCUCCUGGAAUUGACACCUCCUCAUCUAUUAUUGGGAGUGGACUACAUCCACCCUGAUUGAAUUGACCCUGUCAACACUGGUUCUCCACUUGCGAAGUAACUCCCUGCUCUUCAUGUGUCAGUAUACAAUGCCUGCAUCUGUAACUUUCACUCUAUGCAUCUGAAGAAGUGAGGUUUUUACCCACGAAAGCUUAUGCCCAAAUAAAUCUGUUAGUCUUUAAGGUGC